AAACUCUGCCGAAAUUCCAGCUCAAGCUCAUCCAACCAACAAUUGCUUAGUUGACUAAACAAUUGCUCCACCAUGGCCAACAAUGCCAAUGCUGGAGCCUUUGGGUUGGAAGACGUGCCGGAUCUUCCUGAAGCACCCACGGAACAGCCCAAGUACAACCGGGAUUACCAUCGACUCUUCGUCAAAUUCAUGAGCUGGCUGCACAAGAGGACAUACACCAAGGCGGCUCGCUUCCAACCCAGUGCUUGGCCGGCAUCCAACCACAUCACACAAGAAGGCUAUCUCCUUCUACAUGCCAUCAAAGGUGCCACAUGGAAUGGAACCUCCGGCAAUCCAACCAAGUCCGAUCCUGUGAACGAAGUGGUCAAGGAAGUCAAGAAAGCGGAGACUCAACACCGCGGCAAGAAGUCCUGUGCCACCAGGGAUUUGACGGAAACUGAGUAUCGCAAGGUGGUCCAUGAACUCUACGGCAAAGGGAGCUUUGAAUCGACCAUCCGUACAGCUGCAUGUUGA
This is a messenger RNA of Seminavis robusta, 513 nucleotides long. The record is from the annotation of a GenBank genome assembly. Lineage: Eukaryota; Bacillariophyta; Bacillariophyceae; Naviculales; Naviculaceae.